Molecule: messenger RNA, 4705 nt
Organism: Biomphalaria glabrata
Lineage: Eukaryota; Metazoa; Mollusca; Gastropoda; Planorbidae
Exons: 36
Coding region: 338-3664 (1108 amino acids)
Biological process (GO): calcium ion transmembrane transport
Molecular function (GO): ligand-gated calcium channel activity
Source: RefSeq, a predicted model, not a curated record
GUCUUGGUCUUUGUUGCGUCAAUGUCACCUUAACGUAGAAAUGAACAUAACAAUACAUUGAUUUCACGCUCUAGUUCUCCUAGCUGAUUACUAAAAGUUACGUUGAAAUGGUUGCUGUUAAUCUGUUCUUGGAACUUCGUUAUAGGUUAGUUGUCAUUAGUUACUAGAAUGCAAACUGUUUUUGUUAUCAAUGGCAAUAAAUCUAUUUAAAAGGUUUUUUAGGUGGUUAAUAAAUUAGUUAGGAAAAUAUUUAGAUAAGGAGUGUAUAAGUAUGAAACAUUUGUUAUCAUAGAAAGUAACUCAUUCAAACAGAUCGUUGCUUUUUGGCAGCCUAGAAAUGGAAGCGGAUGAGGCAGAAAGUACUUCAAGCAUUAUUGAUGCAAAGCAUACGUUGGAAUCAGACACAUAUCUUAUAUUUCAAAAUCAGAAAGAUGCGUCCAUAAAUAUUAAAAAGAAACGGGUGAACAACAAAAACAAGGAAAAUGGGUCAACAUUCAAUUGUUGUUUUGGAAAAAAUGAAGUGAACCCAAAGUCUGAAAAGCAAGAGGAUAUAGAGCAGGGUAUUUCGCCGGUUGGUGAGAGUACACCUAAUCAAAAGGCUAAUGAUCAAGGUACUGAAAAACCAAUUAAGUUGAUAGUAAAACUUGUUGGCUCGGUUCUAGAAGAAUCUGAUGAAGGCUACUGUAACGAAACUGACCACAACCUUCGGAAUUUUCUUUUCCCGCUUAUUAAAUUAUUAAAAAAAGAAGAAUGUUGUCUUGUUUUGCCUAAGGGAAAUAACAAGACUUUGUACAACGUUGCUGAAACAAUUAUACAAAGUAAAAUUAAAGGAUAUGAAAAUAUCAAGUUUUCAACAAAAAAGGACGACUUUGUAAAAUAUAUAAGUGACUUUAAAACUCUCGAAUGUCUUAUUGUUUACGAUGGAACUAAAAUGGAUGGAAAAGAACAGGAAGUGUAUAAGAACAAUAAUACAAUCAUUUUAAAGGAAUCAGAAAAUUUAACUAGAUUUGAUGAACCCUCAAAGGAUAAAGAUGUACCGAAAAGCAAAGGCAAGACCGGGAAAAUUCAUUCAAAGAAUUACGUCACAAUAAACAUCAACGAAACAUGGACAGAAUCGUCCAUUGCACAGAAGAUAUUACAAUCGUUUUUGGGUAAAGGUAUUAUAGCAUCUACGGAUUUUCGUUUACUGUGCAUUCGGCUGAAUCAUUUAGACCUUGCAGUUCAACAUGGUGGACUGUGGAAGUUCAAAAAAUCGUCGUCUCAGGCUAGUGAUGACAAUAAGAAAUCAGAAAAACAGUUUGUGUUGCUUUCCAUACAACUUGAGCGCUUUGAGUUUAUUAAAUAUCUUAUACAACAAGGAGUUCAAAUAAAAGAGUAUUUAAAUGAAAAGGAUAUCAUUGACGAUGCAAAGAAAGACAUAGAACAUCUAAAAGUUAAAUAUUCAUUUAAAAAGAAAGAAGAACAGGAAAAACAAAAGCAGACAAGCGAAAAAUCUGUUAAUCAAACUGAUCAAAGCUCAAACACAAGAGAUGAUUCUGAAGAAUGCAAUCUUUUUAUAUGUGCAGUUCUAGCAGAGAAUUUUAAGUUGGCUUUAAUAUUAUGGAGAACAUUAUCCAGACCAACUAUAGCAGCAUUGUAUGCCAUAGAAAUAAUUAAUGAUCUUAAGGCAUUAUACGAAAAAGAUCUUAGCAACCACCCUUCUAAACUGGAUAAAGAAAUAAGGAACUUUGAAGACUUGGCCAUAUCCACAUUAAACAAAACAUACGCUACAAAUCCGGAUAUCGUUUAUGACUUGCUCAUCUGUAGGUUAAAAGGAUCGUGGAAUGGCUACAGCUGUGUGGACUUAGCGUUACUUAACAAUCUUGGCAAAUUUCUAUCUCAAACACCAUGUAUCCUGCUAAAUGAAGAGAUGUGGAACAAUGACACUGUUCCAAGGAACAGUAGAUUCGAACAAGCCAACAUUGAACCGACAAAAACAUCAAAAAACAAUUGCUGCAUUAGCAUGUUAAGUAAACUACGAGUUCCGAGGAAGAUAGCAUUUCUUCGAUUUAUCUCUCACCUUGUGUUUCUGGGAUUCUUUGCUAUUUGGAUAAUCUCCUUUCUAGCAGUCGACACGCUACACUGGAUUGAAUGGGUACUUUUCACUUGGGUAAUAUUCUACUUAGCUGAAAUUGUCAAUCAGUGUAUACUCAACGUUAUGAGACACAGAUGGUCAUGUUGGAGUUUCAUAGAUCGCAUAGAACUAUUUUCUGUUCUCCUAUUUCUCUUUUCCUGGAUCUUACAUAUCGCUGCUUACAUACACCAGGACAAUCAACAACUAAUGGACUGCGUUUUAACACUUUUUAGUAUUGACUUCAUGUUCUUUUGUAUUUUUACGCUAGAGUUCUGCUACAUCAAACAAUCAUUAGGGCCAAGGCUUAUAGUUUUCGUGAAAAUGGCUGAAAUUUUGUGUCAGUUUCUACUCAUCAUUUUUGCAUUCUUCAUCGCCUUCGCUGUGUCUUCACAAGCUGUUCUGUAUCCUAACACACAACUGACUGGUCUGUUAUUUUUUCGAAUUUUUAAACGACCUUUUUGGUCAAUAUUUGGAGAUCUUACCUUGGAUGAGUUUGAGCCCAAUGUGGAAUGUACUGAUGAUGCAAAGUUGUACUACGAUUAUAAGCAGCUACGAUGUCCUUCUGACGUGGGAAGUUACUACGUGCCGAUAACUAUGGGCAUCUAUGUCAUCAUAGUUAAUAUUCUUCUCUUCAACUUGAUCAUCGCACUGUUCAACUCUGCAAUAAAAACAAACGAAGAGGAAACGGAAGAAUUAUGGCAUCGUCAGUUUAUGUCAUUUACAUGUGAACAUAGUAUACUUUUGUUUAUGAUGCCGCCAAUCACCUUGCUGUUUCGUCUGCUACCACAAGAUGAUGACAGCAGCAGACGUUACCCAUUCCAUUUGGAAGGACAGGACCUUGAAAAAAUGACCAAACUAGCAAGUAUUGAGACAGAACAAAGAGACAUAUUCCUCGAAGAAGUUGAAGGCAUAAUACAAAACUCAGUUUCUUUGGUUAAACCUACAGUAGUUUCACAAGACAUAUAUUACAUCCAAAAUUCUUAUCAAAAUACUUAUCAAAUGGAUAAAGAAAUCAUAGAACAGAUGCAAAAAGAUAUUCAGUGGAUAAAACAAAGAUUUAGAACUUUAGCUAUGAAACCUAUCAACGACAGUAUUAAGUCAUCAGACAGUGAAACAGUAAACGAUUCUAUAACUCUAGAAGAAAACUCUAAAUCAGAAAACUCAGAGUCUAGUAAAGAAGAGGUAGAACCAUCAACAUCAGUGUCUAGAUCGAUCAGUAUAGGCCCGGAAGAGGGAUCAGAUUCAGUAUCAGAUGCAAAUAAAAUAGAGUUUGAAUUGCUGGAAAAUUCGCAGAACGAGGUGUACGUUACUCCAGUUUCAGACAAAGCAAAUGCAAUUCUGAAUGAAAAAUACAGAUGUAAACCUAACAAACGUUUCUACGCUAUUCACACAAAUUAUUCUAACUCACCAAGAUGGGUUAUACGUGGAGUAAGAGUACCGAAGCGAAGAUACGAGGAAGAUCAAUAUUCAGAUUCUAAUAGAAGCAAGAGUGCACGAGAGCAACAGAAAUUCAAAAAUGGUCCAAUGGCUGCUGUAUCGCCUUUACUUUAGCACUUUCAAUAAAAGUGAAGUCUGUGAAGUCUAAUGAUCUAAGGAUUUUUAAAAAUUGUUUUGAACAUUCUAAAAAAUGCACAUUAAAUUUGUUUAUAAUCAUUUUUUGUUUGCUUAUAUUAAUUUUAUAUUUCAAUAUAUCUGUUACUGCAAACGUUGGUAGCUGGUUUAUACAUGUAUUAACGUUGCACUGUAAAUUAUAUUAUUCUAACGUAAAACAAUAUUUAAAAAUGUUAUCUCUUUUUUUUUAAUGUCGUAAUAUAAGUAGUGAUUGAAAUAUGUUCAUUAUUUUUUUAGUCAGGUGUUUAAAUGUUAGUGACUUUCUAAGUUAACUUUCAUUCGUUCAAGAUGCAGAUUAUCAAAUAAUUCUAUGUCACAUUUAUUAUGUUCAUAUAAUUGAUAAACAUAGCAGUGCUACAGUACUAUCUAACAGAAUGAUACCAUAAUUGGUCAGUUAAAUUCAAUUAGAUAAUUUAAAUACACUCUAAACGAAAACGGCGUCGUCUAAAUGAUACCUUAAAGGCGUCCAGCUUUGGUAGUUUAGAUUUGGUCUUCUUUUCAGUUGUUUUACAUUUAAUUCAGUAGUGGUCCAUACAGUGAGUAGCAUUGAAACUAAAACUUAUGUUUUUUUUUUCUUUUAAAACAAUAUUGUAUUGAGAGAUUAUAUCAAUUUUUACUUUACUGAAUUUAUUUGAGCUAUUUAUGAACAAUGUUAAAGGUAUGCUUUUUGCUAUUUGGUACAUUGCUGCCCCCAGCAACUGCGCAUUAAUUUUUUUUUUACUUUUCGAAUAUAAUGUACCAUUCUAUGUGUCUUUUAUUUAUUUAUCCACAAAGUCAGACAUAGGUCAACAUGUAUUUAAUACUUAUUAUGAGCAUAGUAUUAAUGCUUAUAUUUUUAAUUAAUUAAUUUAUUUUUACAUAAUUCUUCUGUUUAGUUUUUGUGUAUUGAUUAAAAAACAUAUACAUAUUCAAAUAUUUUGCAUUACAGUUAUUGAAGGAAAAGUGUAAAAUAUAAAUGAAAGAAAUACAUUUUAAACUACU